Messenger RNA from Rangifer tarandus platyrhynchus (Svalbard reindeer), 1344 nucleotides. Lineage: Eukaryota; Metazoa; Chordata; Mammalia; Artiodactyla; Cervidae. The record is from the annotation of a GenBank genome assembly.
AUGGCGGUGGCGGCUGCGGUGGCGAAGGUUUGGGGAUCAAGUCGAGGCUUGGGACGGGCCGGCCUCCCGCUCCUGCGGCUGCUUGGGGCUUGUGGGCUGGCUAGAUCUCACCCCCACAGGUGGCAGCGACAGCAGCACUUCUCGUCCCUGAAUGACAAGCCGCAGUUCCCGGGGGCCUCAGCGGAGUUCAUAGAUAAGCUCGAAUUCAUCCAGCCCAAUGUCAUCUCUGGGAUCCCCAUCUACCGCGUCAUGGACCGGCAGGGCCAGAUCAUCAACCCCAGCGAGGAUCCCCAUCUGUCCCAGGAGAAGGUGCUCAAAUUCUACAAGAGCAUGACCCUGCUCAACACCAUGGACCGCAUCCUCUAUGAGUCCCAGAGGCAGGGCCGCAUAUCCUUCUACAUGACCAACUACGGCGAGGAAGGGACGCACGUGGGGAGCGCGGCAGCCCUGGAUGACACAGACCUGGUGUUUGGCCAGUACCGGGAGGCAGGUGUGCUCAUGUACCGGGACUACCCCCUGGAGCUGUUCAUGGCCCAGUGCUACAGCAACGUGAGCGACCUGGGCAAGGGGCGCCAGAUGCCCGUCCACUAUGGCUGCAGGGAGCGCCACUUCGUCACCAUCUCCUCUCCACUGGCCACGCAGAUCCCCCAGGCGGUUGGGGCGGCCUACGCGGCGAAGCGGGCCAACGCCAACAGAGUGGUCAUCUGUUACUUCGGAGAGGGGGCGGCCAGUGAGGGGGAUGCCCACGCCGGCUUCAACUUCGCCGCCACCCUUGAGUGCCCCAUCAUCUUCUUCUGCCGGAACAACGGCUACGCCAUCUCCACGCCCACCUCAGAGCAGUACCGCGGGGAUGGCAUUGCGGCUCGAGGCCCCGGGUACGGCAUCCUGUCCAUCCGCGUGGAUGGCAAUGAUGUGUUUGCCGUGUACAACGCCACCAAGGAGGCCCGGCGGCGGGCCGUGGCGGAGAACCAGCCCUUCCUCAUUGAGGCCAUGACCUACAGGAUUGGGCACCACAGCACCAGUGACGACAGCUCGGCCUACCGCUCGGUGGACGAGGUCAACUACUGGGACAAGCAGGACCACCCCAUCUCCCGGCUGCGGCAUUACCUGCAGAGCCGCGGCUGGUGGGACGACGAGCAGGAGAAGGCCUGGAGGAAGCAGUCCCGCAAGAAGGUAAUGGAGGCCUUUGAGCAGGCUGAGCGGAAGCUGAAGCCCAACCCCAACUUGAUCUUCUCAGAUGUGUAUCAGGAGAUGCCUACCCAGCUCCGCAAGCAGCAGGAGUCUCUGGCACGUCAUCUCCAGACCUAUGGCGAACACUACCCGCUGGACCACUUUGAGAAGUGA